GCGACCGAGCAAGGGAUCCGCGCGAGGGCUAUGCCUGUGAGCAGUGGGGAGGAGCGGGGCAGAGAUGGCAUAAAAGUUGGAGCGUUCGGAGGAGCCGCGCUCUGGGCCUCCCUCCCGUUUGGAGAGCUUUCCCAUCUUUUCGUGAACUCUUCUCGUACCAGGUGCCUUCUGUCCCCUUGCAGAAGAGAGUUCUGUCAGCCGUUAACGUAGUUUCCUCUGUAGCUCAUAAAAGCCAGUUUUUGAUCUCCGAUUAAAAGUUUAAAAAGAGGGUUAUUAUUAUUUUUUUUAAAAAACCCCAAACAUAUUGUAGGAGCAACAGAGGAGGAGGAUUGAAUUUCUGUGUAGCUCUUGGCUCUCUCCAGCUAAAAGCUGGACGUGCACCUACAGUUGCUGAAUGCAAGCGAUUCUGAGCUUCUCCAAGCGUGGCAGUAGCAGCUAUCACAGAUGUGAGUGUGUGCUUAACUCUUUCCUGGCUCCCUGGAUUUGUACCAUGCUCAAGAUCCUUACCAAGAAGCUCAGGAAUCAGAGUUUGAAUGAGAUCCAGCCCUUCAAGUUAAAGAUUUCCUACCCCCCAAGUGAUGAGGAAGACAGUGAUGAUUCUGAGGGAGAGAACCAGGAACUUGCUCAGAUUGACAGAGAGAGAAGACGGAAUUGCACCUUGACUCCCUUGGCAAACAAUCAACUGCAGAACCAAGAAAAUCAGUGCUGCAAAAUGCGGGCCCACUUUCCUACAGGCCUUGAUCGUCACAGCUCUGAAGAGGAGCUGGAACGAAUCAGCCGCGAGUUUGCAGCUGAGAAACGGAAGUGGUCACAAGUCAACAGACUUGCCUGCUGUGGUGACAACUACAAUACUUCCUCUAGUGAUGAGGAAGUGAAGAACUUGUGUGGCAUGUCCUUCCGACCUGUUGUAGAGGCAGCGGAUGGCUUCCAUGCAAGCUCUAGUCCAGUGCUCUUCAGUGCCUCGCCUCCUAAGAGACUCCAGUCUUUUGGACGAACCCCAACAUCCCGGCCUUUAAUCUUCACAAGUGUUGGAGACAGCUUUGAGCAAGUGAUGCCUUGUAAACGACACCGGCAAGGCUAUGGAGACAAGGUCAGUAGGCCCAGCCUUGACCUGGAAAAAAUGCAGCAGAAGAUGCUAUUUAAGAAAAGCUGUGGAGCAAAGUCACGAGUGAUCAAAAUCCGUCAUAUCAAUGGGAGCCGACCACCGCCUCACUUCAUGUACGACCCAUCAAUCUUUGCCUUCCGGUCUCUGAGCACUUUGAAGCCUUUGAGCCCCAUCGCUCCAGCUGAAGAACCAUCGUGUGCCUACUGAAGGAGAUACUUGAAGCUCUCAGGAAUCAUUAUACCAACCAACUGCCCACCAGGGACUAGAUGUGAGAGGGCAUUUGUUUGCAAUGAACACCCAAGAUCCCUGGUACUAUGAGAUGGGUGACUUUUCUCUCAUGUCUGUUUUUUGUGCCGCUGUCAGUUCUGAGGAUCGGCAGAAAUGGAAUGUAUGUGUGUUGGGCAAGUUGGGCUCAUAAGCCAUAGUGCCAUUCUGGAGAUGUUACUAGACACACAGGAAGCCAGUCUCUUCUAAAAGGAAAGUGGCAUGUUGCACUAAUGAGUGAACAGCCACCCAUGUAAUAGAAAGUGAAGAGUAAGCAGGCUUUUAUGAUCUCCCUUCCCGAACCUGGUACAGCUGUUCUCUCUGCACAGUGAUUUCCCCAGUUGACUAGCUCCUCUCUGAGAAGUAGGAAGAGUUAUUGGCUGUCUCUUGACUAUCAAGGUCAAGAUGGAUCUGGUCUUAGCGAUCCAUGGAAGCUGAGUUUGUUCUGCUUUGUGUGUCCCCAUUAAAAGGCUGGCGUGGGAGGUACACCGUGAUUGUGCCGCUUCAGACAUGGUACAGUUAUGCACUGGCACACUAUACCCCAGCUGAUUUUUUUUUCCAUUUGGGGAGGGGGGGUGUCUAUGUGAUAUGCUGCCUGUGCUGUCUGGAAUUACAGCAGCAUGGAAAUUCAUGAUACGUUGCAUGGGGCAGAUGUUAGAUGGGUGGUAAGGGGGAAAGAAAGAAGGGCACAGCCACGUUAAAAUCACUUCUCUGUGGUGGUAGCCCGUAUGGCUUUAGAAUAGAAUGAAACAACGGCCUCUCCCAGGUGGUCACCCUGUUCACAUGUACACUGCAGUGACGUGGGAUAGCAUGACAGGGACCUGUGUGUGAGUGAAAAGAGACUUUGGUUUCAUCAUAGUUUUAAGUGGAGGAAAGUCUUGGAAUACGGUACCAUUAGAACUUGGGACAAAAGCUGGCAACUGUUCCUAACCUUGAACUCUUGCUGGUAUGAGUGAAACAGAGAAAGGAAGAUGGGCAUGUUUUAGUAUGCACAUCUUAAUGGAAGGCAGACAUAGAACUCUAUGUGGUUGCAGUUUCUUUUUCUAUGCCAUUUAUCUUGGCCUGUUGACAUAAGGCAGGCUGGUUAAGCAUGCUGUUAAAGGGCGCACAUUCCACAUUACUAUCCCAUAACACUUACACUGUAUAUUGGGGGUCUUCGGAACUCAGGUUCUGAACCUCUGUUCUAACACACAUGCUGCAUUAUUCUUUGUCCAGGUGUAGUUGAGGACAUUAAUUCCAAAGAGUCUUAUCUGCAUACUAAUAGCAUCGUGUACAAUCCUGUGAACAUGACUGCUGUGCAAUCUCUAUUUUUUUAUUUUUAAAAAUACACCAAGAUUUGUACAAGUAUGAACCAGUCAUAGUAUGGCAGAACUCUUGUUUGCUGUAAUUAGGAACGUGGAUCUUAGUCUGUGAACAUAGAACCUGGGCCCUCUGGCAAAAAGCCCGUCUCGCUUGUUCUCGUCAGCUGGGACCCUGUACUCUGUUACCGCUUGUUCUCUCAUGUGAAGUGUCUGUUCUCUGGCCAUAGGCACUUCCAUGUUUUUCAAGGAGCCUAAAUGCGCCUAGUGGCAGAGGAAUGUAGUCUUCAGCAGAGGACUGCCUCUAUGGCAGACAAAGAGGAGCAGAAACAUGGUACAGGAUGCAAGCCAUUGGAUUCUUAAGGCCAGAAGCCUUCUAAGCUGUGGAAGCAACUUGACCCUCCUGCCUUGAGAUCUUCAUGUAAGGUGAUGUCUGCAUAGGUGGUGAUAGCAGGGGAGUGGUAGGAUAAAGGACUCCUGUAUUUCUGGGCUUAACUGCCCCAGUCUGUUUGUAAGGGCAAUACAGGGAUGUGAGCAACCUUCUUUUCACCAGCAUUAAUGGGGUAAAAAACAGGCUGAUUUUUCUUUGCUUACUUUGCUCUUUCAAAGUGUGUUGCUUGUCCCCCUCCCCUUUUUGUUCCUCCAGUGAAUGGGGAGAGGGUGUUUAUUUUCUGUCUAGUUUUAAUUCUAAAGAUCACCUUUGCAGGCUCUGUGGUCAGUUGUGCCCAGUGGCAGUUGCCGUCCCUGUGGACUUGGCCUCCCCAUAAUGACAAGGGUAAAUAUAACCUGUUUGGCUAUUUCUGCAGACUAGGCUUGGCCGAUAAACAGCCAGUGUGUGACGUGGUCAGGAAACGUUUGGGGUGGUACUUUUCAUGCCCAAUGAUAUCCACUUGUUCCACAGAUACCGCUGAAUGCGUUGCUGCUUUUGCAGAGCAGGCUGACAAUUUCUGAUUGGCCUAGGGGGAUGCUGUCCCAUAUGAUGCUCCGAGAUGAAGGAAUGGAGGGGAGAUGACCUCUGUCAAUGUUGCCUUUUUUUAGUACUUUUGUAAUAUUUGCGUCUUUGUUCCCCCCCUCCAAUCAAAACAAUAAAGUUACGUUUUAA
Messenger RNA from Gekko japonicus, 3769 nucleotides. RefSeq lists its product as uncharacterized. The coding region runs from base 395 to 1312 and encodes 305 amino acids. NCBI's taxonomy places the organism in Eukaryota, Metazoa, Chordata, Lepidosauria, Squamata, Gekkonidae. The record is from RefSeq and is a predicted model, not a curated record. The transcript has 5 exons.